AUGACGUUCAUAUUCCCUGAAAGGCUUGGUCCAGAAAGGCCCGGCACUAUGACGUUCAUAUUCCCUAAAAUUCUUGGUCCAAAAAGGCCCGGCACCAUGACGUCCAUAUUCCUUAAAAGACUUGGUCCAGAAAGGCCCGGCACAAUGACGUCCAUAUUUUCUGAAAGGCUUGGUCCAGAAAGUCCCGGCACCAUGACGUCCAUAUUCCCUAAAUGGCUAGGUCCAGAAAGGCCCGGCAUCAUGACGUCCUUAUUUUCUGAAAGGCUAGGUCCAGAAAGUCCCGGCACCAUGACGUCCAUAUUCCCUAAAUGGCUAGGUCCAGAAAGUCCCGGCACCAUGACGUCCAUAUUCCCUAAAUGGCAAGGUCCAGAAAGUCCCGGCACCAUGACGUCCAUAUUCCUUGAAAGACUUGGUCCAGAAAGGCAAGGCAUCAUGACAUCCAUAUUCCCUGAAAGACUUGGUCCUGAAAGGCCCGGCACCAUGACGUCAAUAUUCCCUGAAAGACUUGGUCCAGAAAGGCCCGGCACCAUGACGUUUAUAUUUCCUGAAAGGCUUGGUCCAGAAAGGCCCGGCACCAUGAAGUUCAUAUUCACUGAAAGGCUUGGUCCAGAAAGGCCCGGCACCAUGAAGUUCAUAUUCCCUGAAAGGCUUGGUCCAGAAAGGCCUUGCACCAUGACGUCCAUAUUUUCUGAAAGGCUUGGUCAAGAAAGGCCCGGCACCAUGACGUCCAUAUUCCCUGAAAGGCUUGGUCCAGAAAGGCCCGGCACCAUGAAGUUCAUAUUCCCUGAAAGGCUUGGUCCAGAAAGGCCCGGCACCAUGACGUCCAUAUUUUCUGAAAGGCUUGGUCAAGAAAGGCCCGGCACAAUGAAGUUCAUAUUCCCUGAAAGGCUUGGUCCAGAAAGGCCCGGCACCAUGACGUCCAUAUUCCCUGAAAGACUUGGUCCAGAAAGGCCCGGCACCAUGACGUUUAUAUUUCCUGAAAGGCUUGGUCCAGAAAGGCCCGGCACCAUGAAGUUCAUAUUCCCUGAAAGGCUUGGUCCAGAAAGGCCCGGCACCAUGAAGUUCAUAUUCCCUGAAAGGCUUGGUCCAGAAAUGCCUUGCACCAUGACGUCCAUAUUCCCUGAAAGGCUUGGUCCAGAAAGGCAAGGCACCAUGACGUCCAUAUUCCCUGAAAGGCUUGGUCCAGAAAUGCCUUGCACCAUGACGUCCAUAUUCCCUGAAAGACUUGGUCCAGAAAGGCCCGGCACCAUGACGUUUAUAUUUCCUGAAAGGCUUGGUCCAGAAAGGCCCGGCACCAUGACGUCCAUAUUCCCUGAAAGGCUUGGUCCAGAAAGGCCCGGCACCAUGAAGUUCAUAUUCCCUGAAAGGCUUGGUCCAGAAAUGCUUUGCACCAUGACGUCCAUAUUCCCUGAAAGGCUUGGUCCAGAAAGGCCCGGCACCAUGAAGUUCAUAUUCCCCGAAAGGCUUGGUCCAGAAAGUCCCGGCACCAUGACGUCCAUAUUCCCUGAAAGACUUGGUCGAGAAAGUGCAGGCCCGGCACCAUGA
Messenger RNA from Mya arenaria, 1545 nucleotides. RefSeq lists its product as uncharacterized. The record is from RefSeq and is a predicted model, not a curated record. Bases 1 to 1545 code for a protein of 514 amino acids. NCBI's taxonomy places the organism in Eukaryota, Metazoa, Mollusca, Bivalvia, Myida, Myidae. The transcript has a single exon.